AUGGGUGAAGUAUGGUCUUUAACAAAGUUCUCUUUCAUAAACCUAGGCUCUAGUUCCAAAACAGAAUCCAGGGAAAUAUUUCUGACCAAGAGCUGAAUGAACAAGAAUUUCAAGGGGGGUAAAGAGAGAAAAAGAAGCCCAUAAAAGAUGAGAAAAACUGGAUGCUUGCCAAACUUAUUUAGGAAGAUUAUGGAUAGACACCAAGCAUUCCAUUUACAUUGCAUGAACACUGUCCUCUUGGUGCUUAUUUGGACUGGCAUUGCGAUAACACAGAAGGAUUGCACAGGUGUGGAAUGUAAGCAGCCAGAAAAUUGCAUUGAAGAAGUUCUUGAGCCUGAAGAAUGCUGUGCCUCUUGUCUGCAGCAUGGCUGUACUUGCGAAGGAUACCAGUACUAUGACUGUGUGAAUGUAGGCUUUAUCAAUGGAAAAGUACCUGAAGGUCAGUCCUAUUUUGUCGACUUUGGAAGUACAGAAUGUUCUUGUCCCAAAGGUGGGGGCAAAAUCAGCUGCCAGUUUAUGUUAUGUCCAGACCUUCCACCAAACUGCAUUGAUGCUGUUCUACCAGCAGAUGGAUGUCCCCAGUGUGGAAGAAUAGGCUGUGUUCAUGAAGACCAGAAAUAUGCUGCAGGACAUACGUUCCAUAUGCCUACAUGCAAAGUAUGUCAUUGCCCUAAUUCUGGAGGUGACCUCAUGUGCUAUCAACUCCCAGAUUGUAAUGAAUCCACAUUAACCUCCCCUAAACCAUCUGAUGCCAUGGAACUAGAGCAGCACUAUGAUGAUCCCUACAGUUAUGACCAAGAGGCACCAGAAGGAGAUGCCACUCAGGUGGAGCCACCUAAGAAGUACUACAGUUAUUCAACACAUUUGGAACAAGAGAGUAUAGGCCAAGAACAAAGUGAGGAUUAUGACUACCUUGCAAGCAGUGUUACUCCCCCUUCACUGACUCAGCCUAUUUCAUACCCAGCAAUGCAGCAACAAGCAAGUACAAAUAUUCCUAUCAUAAAUCAUCCAGAAAACAGGAACAGCCCUGAAAAAAGCAAGGUCAGGAUUAAUACAAGCACAGUAUCAACAACCAGAGUACCACAAGGAUAUAAUAAAAUGACCACUGCAGAUAGUGUUUUAAAGGAAGAAGUCGUGGUGACAACUGAGUCACCCCGGAACAUGGCAGAAGUGGAGAGGCAAAACGCAGUCAGCCAUGGGAGAAUUGAGCAAGGAGAAAAUUCCCACUUUAGAAUCAAACUAAACAUGAAAAAAGACCAGAAACUGAAGGUACCCAAAUCAUUGGAUUUGAAGGAGUCCAAAGGAGGUAAUUUCCCUGGAGUCAAAUUUAAUCCAACACCAUCAUCGCUCAUUGUGCUGAAAGAUAACUGGAUAGCCCCCAAACAAUCUCAAACGCUUUAUCGUUACCAGCCUGAUGAAGACAUAGAUCCCAAUUCUGUUCAUACGUCCUCCAAAUUAUCAGAAGAUUCAACGAAAGAUUUAAUUGAAACUUGCUGUGCUGCUGGACAACAGUGGGCUAUUGAUAACAAUGAAUGUACAGAAAUUCCAGUAAGUGGAACAGAUGGUGAUAUUUGCAGAAUUGCUCAGAAGCAGUGUUGUGUCUCCUAUUUAAAGGAGAAUAGCUGCAUUGCUGGCGUGAUUGCUGCCAGAGAAGGUGCUUUAUGUGGAUCGGAAGAAAGUGAUACCUGUGGAGGAUCAUUUUAUAAGCAAUGUUGUGAUUGCUGCAUGUUGGGCCAACGAGUAAAAAAUGAGGGUCAAACCUGUGAGUCCAACCCAAAUCUUGGCUAUCCUUGCAACCAUGUGAUGCUUUCGUGUUGUGAUGGAGAAGACCACCUUAUCUCUCCAGAACUAAAGAGACAACCUGAACCAUUGUCAACAGUGACACCUGAAAAACUUACAGAGACAGAGGAUCAUAAUGAAGCCCUGUCAAUUAGUAAUGAAGCUGAAAUGUCAAACAGCCUGCCCGGGGAUGACCAGGAUGAGUGCCUUGCCUAUCCAGGAGAGCUUUGUCAACACCUCUGUAUCAACACUGUGGGGUCCUACAAGUGCUCAUGUUUCCCAAGUUUUACUUUGCAAGAUGAUGGACUCAGCUGCAAUCCAGACUUUGAAGAGGAUGGACAAAACACUGCCUUAGGGGAGAAAGCCACCCUUGCUCCAGAAGCUUUAAAUAUUCAACCUGCAACCAACAACACUUUACAAGCAGAGCAAGAUAAGUGUAGAGAUAAUGGUCCAUGCAAGCACAUAUGUAAUAUGAUGGAAGGGGAAAUUGUAUGCUCUUGUUCACUUGGCUUUGUCCUCAUGUCAGAUGGUGUUUCCUGUGAAGAUAUUAAUGAAUGUGUAUCAGACACUCAUACUUGCAAGAGAGGAGAACAUUGUAUUAAUACAAUUGGAUCAUUUACAUGUCUUCGGCAACUCAGCUGCCAGUCAGGAUAUGAACUUAAGGAUGGUGAAUGUGUUGAUAUUGAUGAAUGUGAAAGAGGAACUCACAGCUGCAAGAUAAACUUUGCAUGUCAAAAUACAAAAGGAUCAUUCUAUUGUGAAUCAAAGCAGCGAUGCAUGGAAGGAUUUUUACAAGAUCCAGAGGGAAACUGUGUUGACGUUAAUGAAUGUACAUCACUUCCUGAGCCAUGCAAGGCUGGAUUCAAUUGCAUCAAUACUGUUGGGUCUUACAUAUGUCAGAAGAACCUCUUAAUAUGCAGCAGAGGAUAUCAUUCAAGUGAAGAUGGAACCAGAUGUGUAGAUGUUGAUGAAUGUCAGUCUGGCACACACCGCUGUGGGGAAGGACAGAUUUGUCACAAUCUACCUGGAGCAUACCGCUGUGAUUGCAAGAUGGGAUAUCAGCAUGAUUCAUUCAGCAGAACUUGCAUUGACGUAAAUGAAUGCUGGAAUUAUCCAGGCCGACUCUGCCAGCAUUCAUGUGAAAACACUGCUGGAUCCUAUCACUGCUCAUGUUCUUCUGGAUUUCACUUGGCUUAUGAUGGGAAACAUUGUGAAGAUGUCAAUGAAUGUGACAAUAAUCCAUGCAGUCAAGAGUGUGCUAAUAUUUAUGGUUCCUAUCAGUGUUACUGCAGGCAAGGCUACCAAUUAGCAGCAGACGGCCAUUCUUGUAAAGAUAUUGAUGAAUGUGCCCAAAGUGCAGGCAUUCUAUGCACAUUCCGCUGUCUCAAUGUGCCUGGGAGUUAUCAGUGUGCUUGCCCUGAUCAAGGAUAUACCACGGCAGCCAGUGGAAGGACUUGUCGAGAUAUCGAUGAAUGUGCAAUAGGAACCCACAACUGUUCAUCAGCAGAAUCCUGCUAUAAUAUUCAAGGCAGCUUCCGAUGCCUUUUAACUGAGUGUCCGCCAAACUACAGAAAAGUGUCCGACAUGCGAUGUGAGCGUAUCAGCUGCUUCAACUAUCUGGAUUGCCAAAGCACUCCACUCCGCAUUACUUACUAUCAGCUUAAUUUCCAAACAAACAUUGUUGUCCCAGCUCAUAUUUUCCGAAUUGGCCCCUCGCCUGCUUAUGCUGGAGACAACAUAAUCCUUACACUCACCAAAGGAAAUGAAGAAAACUACUUCAGCACCAGAAAGCUUAAUUCCUACACCGGGAUAGUCUACCUUCAGAGACAAGUGAGGGAACCCAAAGACUUCUUGCUAGAUGUUGAAAUGAAGCUUUGGCGUCAAGGAACUUACACAACUUUUCUGGCCAAAAUUUAUAUCUUCAUCACAUCUCAUGCAUACUAAGGUGGAUGAAUUACUGUUGAAGCUCAUUGGUGCUAUUUUUUAAAAUCUUUCCUGCCAAAGCUUGUGGUAAUAGGGAAAAAAACUGAUAGGAAAAUAUAGCCUCUCAUAUUAUUUUUCUAGCUCCUAAAAUAUCUUUGUUUUUGUAAAAUUAACUUAAAAUGUAUUCACCUGUUUCUCUUAUAACUCCGAAUGUUUAACUGAGCAAAAUUAGGAUGUUGAGCUUUGAUGCAAAUACGCACAGUAGCUAUGCUGUCUUUUAAAAGUUCUGUUGGUAUUGCACCAGUGACAACCUCAGAAUUAGUUACCAGUGAUGGGGGCGUGAUCUACCCAAACUUAAACAAUCCAGAAAAGAUGGAAUUCAAAGGGAAAAAAAAUAUGUAGCCAUUGAAAUCAAUUGUACUUGAAAGGUGCUUAAGUGCUGAUCAGUUGAGUUCAUGAGAGGGCAGAAUGCCUAUUCCCAGUCUUGAAAAUAACUAAAAAAAGAAAUUGCAUGUCAGACAAUGAUCUUUGUUUCACUUACUGACAAUUACCCAAUGUAGUUUUGAAGGGAAAAAAAGCUUCCUUUCCUGAAGAUGCCCAUAAUAUGUGAUGAGAACUUGUUGUGCCAAUCAAAUUCUGUUUUUAUACCACCAUCUUCCUCAAGCACAUUAGCGAAUCAGAUGUUGACCUGCCUAUGUGUUCCCCCUUGAUUGACUUGCCUGCCCAAUUACUAGAGCUGCUGCUUCCCCUGCAAAAAGUUGCAAAUUACAGCUGUGGUAGGGAGGAACAAGCAACUGACUGGGCAUAAGUCUGACCAAACUUAAUAUGAAUAUAGCACUCACAGUUGAUUCACAUGCAAUAAACUCUUCAUAUAGUACUUAUAUAAUCAGGCUUUACUUUCUCCACAUCUUAAGAAAUGUCACUGUGAGCCAUUUCCAUAGAGUUGCUUUUCCACCUCAUAGAAGAUUACUGGUGCUCUAAUGCAAUGGGAUGCGAAGGCCGCCCCCAGCUCCUGAGACUUGCUGUAUGCUGUGCUUCUCGUGUAAACUCUUGGGACUGGCUGUGCCAGGAGUCAGAGAAGUACAUCCUCCUUUCUGGUAUGUUCAUGCCAGCAGUACAGAAGUGUUGCCGCACUUUGCCAGGCAAUACAAUUCUUGUAUAACUCUCUCUCUGCUGCAGGAAAUACAGUACAUGAAGGGUGAACAACGUCUACUUCAAGUUGGAGGCUCCCAAGCAGGGUUCUCAGGCCAACGCUGAGAGUCCAGGGCCCAACGACUGUGCCUCAUGACUGGGACACACUGCUUGUUGUUUGCUCACUGUGGCAGCUUGCUUCCUGGAAGAAGCCUCAUGAAAGAUGCAUGCACUGGGUGCACCUAGUGAACCAUCUUUCAAACCAAACAAGCCCUGACAUUAAGUUCCUUGGGUGAACUGGGGUAGAUUUAGAAGAAUGGCUCAUCUUAGCCCCUGUAGUUGGGUAACACUAAGGCUACAAACAUCCAGAUGACUGCACGAGAAUGAGUGUUAUGUCACCUUUGCUGGCAUCUACUGUAUUAGUCAGAUUUUGGCAUUCCGCUGGGCUCUUUUAAGGAAUAUUUUCCUCCCUUGUUACCUCCGGCCAAGGAAUCAUGGCUGCCAAGAAGGAAAAAGCAGCUAUUUAACCAUUUUCCUAUGCCUCUUAGCAGUAUGCUUACUGAAGAUGAAGGCCUCCAAGGGCCAUGGUGGGGCAUGUUAUAUGCAACCAUACCAGCCUGUGUAACUUGUCCUGCAAAUAGCAAUCCCUUCUUCUAGAAAACUUUUCUAGAUAGAAAACCCAUAUCCUGUCUUGACUCAGCAUACACGAUGAACAGCUCUUAAGUGGUCCGCAUUGUGAUGGCAGACAUUCAGAGACACAAUGAGGCUGUAACUUAAAUCCCAUUAACUUGGAAAUUAGUCCCAUUAAGCACAAGGUGGAGUUAUUUCUGAGUGACAUUGAGGAUACUCUGUCACUCACUAUUACAUUUUUCCUCCCCUUGAAACUUAUGCACACUUAAUUAAAACAUUUAAUUUAAAAUUUAAUUAGGACUUAACACCAAGUGGCAGUUGAUCCACACUUAAAGUGAAGUAUUCUCAGGUCAAAAGAAAACAAUGGAUGUGUUGUGCUUUCUUGCUAUUUGGGGCAUUUGCUUGGUUUUGUAUUUAAAUUCCAUUCUGAAGGGACACUUUAUUUUCAAGGAAUGUUAGAUACAGACAAGAUGUAUUAUAAUUUUUCAAGGAAAUAUCCAAGGUGAACAAUGCCAAACCAAAGAUACUAAAAUGUUAUUGAAUACCAGAUUGUAUUGCAUGGCUAUCAAAUUAAGAUAAAACUUGAAAUAAAGUGAUAGAUGUAUUUUCUACUUUUCUAGCUUGAAUUACCCAGCAAAAAUGGAAGACUAUUUGGCAGUGUGGAUAGACUAUAUCACAUACAAAUAGCCCAAUGCAAAAUGUACAUUUCUUAUAUUGCUCUUACCUUAUAGAAAAACUGAAUGAGGUUCACAUUUACAGGCCAUAUGUACUGAUAGAUACCCUAAUCAAAAGAUUUGUAGAAAUUUACAAAUGAACAGUAAUUGUUAAAAAUAAAUAUUUGGAUUUUUUAA
This is a messenger RNA of Candoia aspera, 6314 nucleotides long. It is a transcript of the gene FBLN2, whose product is annotated as fibulin 2. Gene Ontology annotation, cellular component: extracellular region. The record is from RefSeq and is a predicted model, not a curated record. Gene Ontology annotation, molecular function: calcium ion binding. Lineage: Eukaryota; Metazoa; Chordata; Lepidosauria; Squamata; Candoiidae.